Messenger RNA from Nerophis ophidion (straightnose pipefish), 9458 nucleotides. It is a transcript of the gene r3hdm4, whose product is annotated as R3H domain containing 4. The transcript is spliced from 8 exons. Lineage: Eukaryota; Metazoa; Chordata; Actinopteri; Syngnathiformes; Syngnathidae. Gene Ontology annotation, molecular function: nucleic acid binding. The record is from RefSeq and is a predicted model, not a curated record. Bases 145 to 915 code for a protein of 256 amino acids.
AGUAGCUAUUUUCGCUCGCCGGACUUCCGUUCCAGCUAGCGGCAAUUAGCCACAGCCUUUUGCUCGCAAACUGUCAUUUCGGCCAUAAAACACGGUCCUAUUUAUUUAAUAAGUCCUUUUUUUGAACAGGUCACUUCGAAUAAAAUGGUCGUUUUGACAAAAUACGACGAAGAGCAGGAUUAUAUCUUGAUCGAGGAGCGUAAAUGCACCUCCCUGCCCAACUCUCCAGCCAAGCGAGUGUGUCCCAGCAAAAAGAAGCAGUUUUACAUCAACCAAGCCAUCCGCAACUCUGACCUUACUCCUCGAGCCAAAGGCAAGAAGAGCCUGCGCCGACAGGAGAACACACGCUAUCUUGCCAACCUUCUUGAGAGGGAGGAGUGUUCCAAAGAUGAUCUCGAGGUUUGCAGUAGUCCAGCAAUCCCGUCCAUCUUCACCGAAGCAUGCACAAACGACAACUACAUUGAGCCUUGGAGCGACUUCAUGAAUUGUUCAGGUGAAGAGCAAGAGAGACUUUUGUCUUUGCUCGAGAGGGAAGUGGCCAGUAAGAAACAGGCCAGAAAUCUCCCUAAAGAUCAACGGAAUGUAAAUCCUGCCUUCACAGCUCAAGAAUGUUUCCAGAGAAUCGACCGGAGACUGCGAAUAACUUUGAGACGAAAACAAAUCCCAGUGGGAACUCUGGAAGUCCUUGAAGAAAACAUUCUGAGCUUCUUCGUCACUCAGCCUCGCUCAGUUUACACAGCCAACCUCUCCAGCAGCUUUGAAAGGCUGCUGCUCCAUGCUCUCUGCCAGUACAUGGACCUUGUUUCUUCAAGUAGCACCGUGAAUGGGUCUCGACAGACUGAAGUGGUGAACAAACAAGAGGACUUCCUGCCUCCCACGCCUCUGCUAUCAGCCUACUUGGAACAAAGAUGCUGAGGCGGAGGCUACGCUCACCUGCAGGCCUUAAAGUAAGCGGGGGCCAGCGACAUGAACGUCUGCAAGGUUGACCCCGGGGAAAAAAAUUGCUCUGGUCUGUUGGGAAGCUGUUAGUUCUGAAUAUAUCCAUCACUUAAAUCAUGUAAUUGUGUGUCACACACAGCAUCAGUCACAGUGUAGGACGGCACUUACGAAUACAAUGUCAUAGUGUAAGGGAAUUCAAAAGUAGUUGAUAUCACUCUAGGCUUUAUUAUGGUGAUUGUGCAUGGAUGUGAUCGUGACGCCGUAAUGCACUUCAUGAAUAUUAUACUGUGCUAUGGCUACUACCCCACUGCUAAAAUAUUAGUUGCAUCCCAUCGCGAUGUCUUUGCUGCCUUUGCGUGAUUGUUUUUGUAAAAAGAUUUAUUUGCUACAAGCUUUAUAUUUUCUUUUUUGGUUUGUAAAAAAAGCACAUUUGACCAACAGUGAAUUUAUCAAGCUACGUAAUCGACUGCGUAAGAAAAUCAAGAAGCUAUCUCAUGGUAUACAUUGUAGACUGUAGACAUCUACAGCUGUGCAUUUCUAAUUAACAAAUACUUGAGUUUUAUUAUAAAAUCAACUCCAUGUUUUUAUUUACACAUUAUUCUCUGCUUGAAAUGUAAAAUGUCUGCUUUUUAAGGCAACAUUAAUAUUAAGUGGUAGCUAUUUUCUCCUAUAAUCCCAGGAUUUCUACUGGUGGCGUAACAGCUGCAGAUGGUCUCCGCCAUCUUUUACAAGAUCUUGUGAACCCGUGCGUAAUCACCUGAUAAAGGGAGUUGUAGUAAAGGGAACCAUCCUUCCAUCCAUCCAUUUUCUACCGCUUAUUCCCUUUGGGGUCGCGGGGGGCGCUUGUGCCUAUCUCAGCUACAUUCGGGCGGAAGGCGGUUAUACACCCUGCACAAGUCACGACCUCAUCGCAGGACCAACACAGAUAGACAGACAACAUUCACACACUAGGGCCAAGUUAGUGUUGCCAAUCAACCUACCCCCAGGUGCAUGUCUUUGGAGGUGGGAGGAAGCCGGGGUACCCGGAGGUAACCCACGCAUUCACAGGGAGGACAUGCAAACUCAACACAGAAAGAUCCCGAGCCCGGGAUUGAACCCCAGACUACUCAGGACCUUCGUAUUGUGAGGCAGAAACACUAAGCCCUCUGCCACCAUGAAGCCCGUAAAGGGAACCACUGAAAUCAUAUUCUGUCCGUCCGGAGGAGCAGAAGCAAAUAAACUUGGUCCUGCUAUUUUGGAUAUGUAACGGCUGCUGAACGGCAACACCGCGGAACGUAUCAACCUUUGCCGUCCAUUAAUACCAACAGGCAGGCGUCUGUGACGGCACAAACUUGACUCGUUGAAAAGACGACAGUUUUGCCUUGCAGAACUAGAUCUUUAUUUUUCUAUUUGUAGCAAGCAACAACACAACAGCCGUAUCAACCCUGGUGAGCGUUAUACACACACACCUCAUUUAAUCUCUUGCUUACCGCUUCCUGGACCCCUGUAUCAGCUAAUAUUUGACAGAGAUCCCCAAAUAGCUGUCCAGAAUGUGCCUGUAAUAUGAUUCUUUGAUUUUGGAUCUCCAAAAAUCAGCAUGAAUGCCUGGGCCGAAAUUCCAUAGGUCAAUUAACCAAGCGAUAGAUGAAAAUUUAGUCGGUAACUUUUCCAUUGUCGGUAAUCGUCAUAUGCAUGUAUUGUUAUGGCUGCAAGAAGCAGAGUAGUCACUCUUAGCAGUCACUGCGAGCGUUAGAACGAAAUGCACAUAAACAGUAGAUAUAACCGCUUCAAAACUACCGACGGUUAGUAUUACUGUAUUAAAUUUAAAUUAUUGAAAAACCGUGGUCGACAAUUCCACUUUGAUAAGCUUACAGAAGGACUAGUUUUAGCUUGCUAGCUAGUUUAAAUGCCAACAUGAACAGAAGACAUUAACAUAUUUUCCCAUCAAGAAACGUGAUACUCCAUUCUAAACUUGUAUGAUCACCUUCCUGUCUAAACAACUAAGAUACAGUUUUCUCAUUGAACAUAUAGGCAGUGUUGUUUUUACACAAAGAUAUUGAUGUAUACACCCCAUUCUAAAAUGUUUAAAAAAAUAAAAUGGAAAAAGAUAAACAUACUUAAACACACAAAUUAAGAUAAUAUGGCUGUUACCACCCCAGAACAAUAUUUGAUGUUUCCUCGGCCAAGAAAGUGUAAAAGAUGUUAGUGUGUGUGCAAGUACUUUUUGAGCACAUUGAAAAAUACCACAGAAAUAACUGUGAGGAUUUUGGUAACUAUAACUUUAUGUAUGGUUUUGGUUUUGUAUAUUUGAGGAUGCCCUACCUCCUCCUUAACAGACAGAACCUAGUUUGUGGCCUUUGGUUGUAAUUUUUAUUCCAGUGCAAUAUUUUGCCAACUUAUUUUUAUUAUUGGUUUGUUUUAUUUAACUUGGAAAUUUUCAAGUUUACAAUGUUAAAAUAUACCCCAAAUACAGGUUUAUUGCAUUUGAAAGGGUACUCUUGCAUUGUUAUUACAUAUUAGCAUUUCAUCAGUGAUAAUUUUGGUCUCAAGAAAAUAAUGGCAAUAAUAUUGUCUAUCUGCAAUAGUUUGUAGGUCAACAUAUCAUCGGACAAAAUUUGUUGUCGGCCCAGGCCUAUCAAAAAAGUGAAACUACUUUUGAAAACUUUCAACAAGUUUACUUCAGGUCCUUCCCUUUGUGACGUUUGAAAGUGUAAAAUACGAUCCGCCUUAAACACAAAGUAUUUUAUUUUGUAAACUACAUCAUUUAUUUUGUGCGUGCAGAUUUUAGCUACAUUGAUCUGCUGUGUAUCCCCUGCGAAUCCGAGAGGGACACGCGGUAGGAAAUGGAUGGAUGAUCUGCUGUGUUUCGGGAACCAGCAAAAAUAGAAACUCUGUGUGUAUUUACAGUGGGGCAAAAAAGUAUUUAGUCAGCCACCGAUUGUGAAAGUUCUCCCACUUAAAAUGAUGACAGAGGUCUGUAAUCUUCAUCAUAUGUACACUUCAACUGUGAGAGACAGAAUGUGAAAAAAAAAUCUAGGAAUUCACAUUGUAGGAAUUUUAAACACGACGAGUUGAGUUUAUACCAAAAAGUUCUAUUUUCGUUUCAUCUGACCACAUGACAUUCUCCCAAUCCUCUGCUGUAUCAUCCAUGUAUCCAUUUUGAUAUAAACUCAACUCGUCGUGUUUGGAGGAAGAAGAAUACUGAGUUGCUUCCCAAGAACACCACACCUACUGUGAAGCAUGGGGGUGGAAACAUCAUGCUUUGGGGCUGUUUUUCUGCUAUGGGGACAGGACGAUUGAUCCGUGUUAAGGAAAGAAGGAAUGGGGCCAUGUAUCGUGAGAUUUUGAGCCAAAACCUCCUUCCAUCAAUGAGAGCUUUGAAUGGUUGACCAAAUACUUAUUUUCCACCAUAAUUUACAAAUAAAUUAUUUAAAAUUCCUACAAUGUGAAUUACUUUUUUGCCCCACUGUAGCCCAGGGAAGCGCUACGGCACAGGCAUAGCGGCACCCUGCGCAGGUGGUCCACCAGUAAACUGACACAUUGACUAGAAGUUAAAGUACCAAUGAUUGUCACACACACACUAGGUGUGGUGAAAUGUGUUCUCAGCAUUUGACCCAUCCCUUUGUUCACCCCCUGGGAGGUGAGGGAAGCAGUGGGCAGCAGCGGUGCCGCGCCCGGAAAUCUUUUUGGGUGAUUUAACCCCCAAUUCCAACACUUGAUGCCGAGUGCCAAGCAGGGAGGUAACUGGUCCCAUUUUUAUGGUCUUUGGUAUGACUCGGCCAUGGUUUGAACUCACAACCUACCCAUCUCAGGGUGGACACGCUAACCACUAGGCCACUGAGUAGAUUAGAAAGAAAAGGGAAAGAGUCUGUUGCCGUGGCGGUGCCGUUCUGUAGCUGUUAUGCAUCCAUGGAAACCUGGGGUAAGGGUGUCUAAAUUACGUUAUAGCAGCCUAUUUUAAAUUAAACUCUGGUACUGAAGGUAAAUGGUAAUUUAUCGAACAUCUUUGGGUCCAAAGACCAACAAAAGAGCAAGAAAUUGUUCAUACAUAUUUUUGCACUUCUACAAAAAUUAAACAAUAACUGAAACUGUUACCUUAUUUCCUUUACAUAGGUCUUAACAGUUGUACCUUACAUACGUCAUGGCCUAAUUUUGCAUAAUUGCCUACGUUGUGUGUACAUGUAAUAGUGAUGGACGCUUUAGGAGAGAGUUGUGGGAGAGCUGAAAAGUGUAUAGAACUACAAGUGAACGUUCUUAUGUCGCUCCUUUUUUUUUCGUUUUUUAGCAGCCUGUAAGUUCUUUGAGAGGGCUCCACAGCAGCGCUUGUUGCCAAAGUCUCCAAUAACACAAAAAAAGUCAUUGCGAUGCAUACCGCUACCAACUGUACCGAGUAGUAACAAAAAGCUACAUUCACAGACAGUCCCAUUAUAAUGUGUUUAUGAGCAAGUAUGAACAUAGGAAUGUGAAUCUUACCAAAACUCACAGUUGAAUUUGAUUCUUAUUCUUCAGGUGACGAUUGGAUUCAACACAAUUCUAGACUGAAAGCGAUUUUCACGAUACAUUAUUUGGUAUAAAAAUGUAUACCACAACCUUGUCAAAACUAAAGCUCCUCCUCUGCUGCUAAUGGCCUAAAAAAAUUUGUAAAAAUCCAUUCUUAAAAAUUUGGGAUCAAUUUAGAAUCAUAAGAAAAAAGAGUAGCGAUUUGGAUGUUAAACAAUUUUUUUCCGCCACCUUGAGUCAACAGGUAGCGCCAAAUCGCUGAAUGUACAGGAUACACUGUGUGAUGUUGUGUUAACUGCACGUUUUGUAACGUAAAUAGGGUAUGCAUGUGAUGUUUAAACUUAAACUGAAUUUAACCCUUGUGCAAGCUUAAGAUUGACUAUUCACAAUAACAAAAAAAAGACCCACUCAUAAAGUGUCAUAAGUCAUAUAUAUAUACAGUAUAUGUACAAAAUGUUUUUUGUUUUUUUUUACUCUCAGCACUUGAAAUCUUUAUCAACUUCAUAUCUAUCUGUUUAUAUCAAGUUUCAUUAUUUUUAGGGGCUUUAUGUUUUAUAGCUAAUUAGUUAUAAGUAACCACUAUUUUUUUAUAAUGGGAAAACGCAAAAUAUUGAAACAUUUUAAAAAUACAUUUUAGAUUGGAUUAUUUGAGGUUGUGAUUACAGCCUUGAAUAGGUCAAGAAUUCAUGACAUUGAUUUUGUUACAGUAGAUGAGUAAUAAAAUAUUAUUUUUACAGAGUCUCCUGAGCUAAAAUGAGGCAGAAAAUAGACAGAACUUGAGUUCACACACAUUUUAUUUACAUCUAUCAUAUUUUAUAUAGCUGUCUGAUAUCAUUUUAACUCCGUUUACACUGCAAAUGGCCCAAAUCUUUUUUUCCUAAAUCUGAUUUUUCCAGCUAACUGUUUUCACUGCAAGUAAAUUGGGUUCUUGAUCAGACUCCAGUGUGAACACGCACAGGCUCCAAUGUGGCCUGGAUGUCACUUGCAUGCACAGUUUGAUCAAGUGAAAACAAAGGAAAUGGACCGGAUUUUGUAAAUAAACUAGGGAGUCGCCACGCCUUAAAAAAUGUUGUUUUUGUGUGAAAAUAAACUAAAGUAAUAUAAUGUAUGAAUGGAUAUAUGUAGCCAUUGUAAUGUAAUAUAUUUGGGAGCGUUCUAAUCUUUUUAUUGCUGUUAAGUAGAGGCAAUACUUACACUAGCGUGGAUCUACGUUAUCUUUAUUUUUCAACUCACGUGUACAAUGUAGCAGAUAUAGCGUCAAUUAUGGUCCUUCAACAAUUGGUAUUUCUUCGGAAUCCGAAUAUGUAUUCAUAUAUUACAUUUAAACUAUUAUUUGCGCACUAUUAACAAGUGAUGAACCGAAAAUUCGGCCUUCAAAAAAAGACUUUGCUCACAGAAACCAAAUGUUGUUAUGAAGUAUCUGCUUCUGCUGGCCACUGCGUCUUUACCCGUGCACACCAAUGACAUCGCUGGCCCAAAGCUGACAAAAAAGUCGCAUUUAGAUCGCAUUGCUGUUAAAGUCACAUUUGAAAAGAUCAGAUACUAAUCAGACUCGGACUACCUCCUAAUGUGGGCUGAAUCUGAUGUGAAAAUAUCGGAUUUGAAACAUUUUGGAGCUUCUUAACUGCCAAAAAAAUGUGAUCUGUGUCACAGGGCAAAAAAAAAUAGAUUUGGUGUGCAAUCUAAACGGGGCCAUUCAUUGUAUUUUAGUUGUUUAAUAGCAGUUCAACCCAUUAAAGCUGAGAAUUAUGAUCAUGGUUUUCUGGUAGUUUAGUGGCUUAAUUACACCAAAACAAUAUUUCCCUGUUUUUCAUGCGGCAAUAAUGAGAUUAAUUCAUUUUUCAUGGAAAAAGAAUAGGAAUAUACCAGGAUUACAGUCUGUCAAAAAAUAGCAGUUAAAAUGGGAGUCAAUCAGGCCGAAAAUGUUCUGAAGAAAAAGUGUGUAUACUUUGUUUAUAUCCUAUUCUAACAAUGUCACCAUCAAAAUCACAAUGUUGUUUUUCUUUAAAAAAAAAGUACAUGGCAGAAUUUCCGACCACAAACCUUCAAACAUCACAUAAGGAAAACAUGUCAUGCCCAUUUUGGGCCCUAUUGUUGCACAAGGGUUAAAACGGAUUUAAUAACAGUGAGAGGCACAUUAUAUAAUUGAGUGUAUCAAAACAGGUAUUUGGGGGGCUUUUGUUUUUUGAGUGCGUCUAUUAUUUUUCAUUCGCUUGGGCCUUGGAACGUAACCCUUGAAAAAUAUAGAGGUCUGGACUUGUACGAUAAGGACCUUCUCUUGCAAUGGGUAACUAAAUGAGGACAUAAACUGAUAAUUAAUAGUAAUAAUAAUAACCUAUUAAGUGAACAGGCUUACACCGGAAGAUGUAAAGCAGAGGAACCAGUCUGUGCUUUAAUAGUUAGAAUGACAAGUCUGUAGGAGUCAGGUUAGUUCUCAUGCAUGAUAGUGAAGACACACUAUUCAUUAUAGGUUAAGAAGUAUUGUAAAAAGAUCAUAAUUAUAAUAUUUGGAAUAUGUGCAGUUAGAUCUUAAAGGCCUACUGAAAUGAGAUUUUUUUUUUUAUUUAAACGGGGGUAGCAGGUCCAUUCUAUGUGUCAUACUUGAUCAUUUCGCGAUAUUGCCAUAUUUUUGCUGAAAGGAUUUAGUAUAGAACAUCUACGAUAAAGUUUGCAACUUUUGGUCGCUAAUAGAAAAGCCCUGCCUUUACCGGAAGUAUGUGCGUGUGACAUCACAAGUUGCAGGGCUCCACACAUAUUCACAUUGUUUAUAACGUGAGCCACCAGCAGUAAGAGCAAUUCGGACCGAGAAAGCGACAAUUUCCCCAUUAAUUAGAGCAAGGAUGAAAGAUUCAUGAAUUAGGAUAUUGAUAGUGAUGGACUAGAAAGGAAAAAAAAGUGACGGCUCCGGGCGGCGGCAGUGUGAGCUUUACAGAUGUAAUUAGACACAUUUACUAGGAUCAUUCUGGAAGAUUCCUUACUGCUUAUUGUUUUAAUAGUGUUUUAGUGAGAUUUUGAAGAUUGUAAAGACAUACCUCGAGGUCGGAUGGCUGCAGUGAACACGCCAGUGUCUCAGAGAGAAGCCGAGAAUAUAAACUAUCAGACUGUGUGGUCUGUAGUAGUGGGUUUCAGUAGGCCUUUAAAGUACAGUACCAUUGAAAAUAGCAUUUUUUAAAAAGGUUUUCCAAAGUUUAUUUCACACGCGCGUACUUGAUACAAUUGUCUGCGUUUAUUCAUGCGGUUACAUUUAAGUUGCUAGUUGUGUUCCAAAUAGCGCACUACUACACGCAGUUGGAACAUGCUCUUUCAAAGUGCUAAGUGUGGGAUUAUUUGGAACACUGCCACAGUUUCAUAGCUGGCAAGACAGGAAGUAAAAGUUGCCAGUGUCAUUUCCAGUUAAGUUUUUUUUUCCCCCGCCAAACAUCAGUUUACAUCAACAAAAUCUUAAGGCCGCAUACAGGAAGUGGAGCAAAAUGAGACCCGCUUUGCUUUAGCCAUGAUAAAGCACUUCUGCCUUAGGAAAACAACUUUUUUCUGUACAUACAUUUCUACAUUUGUAUACUUUACUAAACCGUGGUAGCACAUAUGCAGGACUUUUUUUUUUCUAACGAAAUAUAAGCCUAGAGUCUUUUGUACUGUCUUUGACCUGUUGGCACACUGUAUGUGGUUGCCAACAACCAAAGUUUUUGUGGAAACCGUUUCUCAGGCUGGUAUACUUCUGCCACUUUGAAUGUCAUGUCGUGUAUCACUUUUUGUGUACAACAUUCACUCUUCAACAUGUACACCCCAGUGCUCUGUUUGCCAACAUAUUUGAACACGAAUGCUGUAUAUUCCCAACAUUUGGACUAGAAAAGCCUUUGAUUCUAAUAGCUUUACACACAAGAUUGUGUAGAUAAUAGUGGUGUGUGUGUGUAUGUGUGUGUCUUAUGGUGCUUAUUUAUAACUAUCAUUGCAACAAUAUAUUUUUCUCUUUUGAUUAUGUGCACGAUAAUGCUUACAGGUCAUGUCUGAAAAGACAGUUUAAUAAAUAUUUAUUUAACUGA